Rhea pennata is the source of this 1778-nucleotide messenger RNA. RefSeq names its product hemicentin-2-like. The coding region runs from base 12 to 1697 and encodes 561 amino acids. Gene Ontology annotation, molecular function: integrin binding. The record is from RefSeq and is a predicted model, not a curated record. Gene Ontology annotation, biological process: cell adhesion. The transcript is spliced from 7 exons. Lineage: Eukaryota; Metazoa; Chordata; Aves; Rheiformes; Rheidae.
UCCCGAGCUCCAUGCAGCCGCCGGGGCCGGGAGACGGGCGCAGGCCGCUGCGCUCCGAGAAGAGCGGCUGUGGCAGAGGGGUCCGCGGCUCCCCUGGGAAGGACGGAGCCAGGCAGCCCUGCCUCUUCCCUGCUGCAAGCGGGAGAGCUGCUGCCCCCCGCCGAAGCACCGGGCACCUCUGGCCCUCUCAUUCUGGCGCGCGGCGAUUUCAAAAGGGCCUUGGCAGAGAGUCAGGCCAGGAAAAGAACCACAUUUUCUGGUCAUGGCUCGGCCCUGGAAGUCCUCACUGCCUUGAUGAGGAAAGGGAUGAUAAACACGAUGCACAUCCUGCCGCAGAACAAUCAGCGGAGUCCAAGCACUUCGUUGCAGGGGGUGGGCAGAGCUCUGCUGCCUUCCAGGGGCUGGGACGGUCUGCGCAGCGUGGGCACCGCGCAGCUUACGGCCCUGCCGGCUCCACGGGGGCCGGGCUUGUGCCUGAGCCGGAAUCGCCGCCGCUCCAGAGAGCUCCUGUCUGCUGGGGACCCGAGGGCACGCGCGGCUUCUCCUUCGUAACUGCGCCGAGAGCAGGUGCAAGGCCUCGGCGCUGCCGGCUCAGGCACCAGCGGGAAUGGCCCUUCUCCAGAGCUGGCACGCGCUGUCUCUGCUCUGCCUCCUCUUGCCUGGAGGUGGAAAACCGCAGGGCUCGGCAGACCGUGGGAAAGUGGCGCUGCCGGAAGCAGCCGGAGCAGCGGGUCGGGGAGCCCCAGGGGCGUCCCAGCCCCUGCAGAGUGGCCAUCUCCCCCGAGGAGCCGGCGGUGGAGCUCGGCAGCUCCAUCGUCCUCAACUGCACCAGCUCCUGCCUCAACUACAGCAAGCUGAGCUGGGAGGUCUCCGUGCCGAAGCUGCUGACGCAGGGCCCCGGCUGGGUGUCCCUCAGCAUCCCCAACGUCUCCGACUGGCACCUGGAGCUCCAGUGCUUCGGCGUCUUCGGGACGGAGCGGGACGUCACCGCCACCACGCUCCACGGCUACAGGCUCUUGCUGCUGCAGAUCUACCCGAGCAAUGAGAUCGUGGCGGGCAGAGAGGCGCACGUCGCCUGCAACGUCUCCAGCCAGCUCUCGCCCUCGGGUCUGCCGGGCCUCACGCUGGCGCUCAGCACCCACGGGAUCCCGCUGAACACCAGCCACGGCCGCACCUCGGUGGUGCACAGCUUCACGGCGCGCCGGGAGCAGGACGGCGACGUGGUGGCCUGCGAGGCCGUGCUGCGCCUGGGCCGGCGCAGGCUCAACGCCAGCGCCACGAUCGCGCUGCAGGUCUGGGCUGCGCCCUACGACGUGCACGUCUCGGCCGCCCCGGCCGCCUUCGCCGCCGGCGACAACCUCACGGUGACGUGCCGGGCCGUGGGCAACCCGCCGCCGCGGCUCCGCUGGGAGCUGCCCUCCAACGCCAGCCUGGAGCUGCGGGACGGCGGGGCCACCGUGGCCGUGCGGGAGGCCCAGCGCCAGCACGCCGGCACCUACCGCUGCCUGGCCAGCAACAGCUACGGAGCCGGCUCGGCCCAGGCGGACGUCCUCUUCCGAGGGUCCCCCCGCAGCCCGCUGGUGCCCGUGGUCGUGGCGCUGGCCGUGGCCGUGGCGCUGGUCGCCGUCGUCACCAUCUGGUACCUGACCCACACCCACGGAUGGAGACCGAUGCAGGACGGGGGCCGGCCGGGCUAGCGCCGCCCGCGCCGAGGCUGCCCGGCCGCGCGCUCGGGGCUGUACGCGCAAGCCGAAAAGAGAUUUCCUCCUACAAGAAAA